CUUCUUAACAAUAAAGCACUACUGCAAUAACGAAAUCAUUACCAAACUUUCAUAUCGAGCCAUUGAAGCAGCGUGACAAUAAUGGGGAAAUGCCCUGUUUUGAUGAUAUACCUCUCUUGUUCUCUUCUUCUUGUCUUUCAAAGACUCCAUGGUGUUAAUGCUGUCAAGUGUUUCGGAAGCUUCUUCAACGGCAACGGCAGCUACGCUCAGAAUCGCCAGCAACUCUUCUCUGAUCUUGCUGAUAAAGUCGUCGCUAACGGUGGAUUCUACAACGCUUCACUCGGCCAAAAUCCCAACAGAGUUUACGCUCUUGCCAUCUGUGCAACCAACUACGAACUAGAUGCUUGUCUCAGAUGUGUCCGAACGUUGGCUCAGGAUACACAAAAAAAUUGUCCAAGCCGCAUGGAUUCGUUCAUAUGGGGAGGCACUGAGAACGAAGUUUCUUGUUUUUUACGUUCCUCAAACCACUCAACCUUUGGGAACCUCCUGCUUGAACCUUUUUAUGUGUACCCAAAUCCGGAUCUUAUCGAGGGAUUUAAUAACAUGAACCUUUUCGAACAACAGUGGGAAGGAAUGGUUACCCGGACCCUCCAGGCUGCAACUAAUGCUAAAAAUUCCUCGGUUCUCAAGUAUUACGGUGCUGUCAAAGAAAAUUUCACGGACUUUCCAGAUGUUUACAUGAUGAUGCAAUGCACACCCGACAUAACUUCCCAAGAAUGCAAAAAAUGUUUGGGAGAUUGCUUGAUGUAUUACAGACAAGAUUAUCAAGUAAGAAAAGGAGGCAUGGCUAGUCUUCCUAGCUGUUAUUUCAGGUGGGAUCUAUAUUCUUUCCAAAGUGAUGCCUUUGAUAAUGUAACAAGAAUUCCUGGGCCUCCCGCUCAGGAAAAGGGGAGCUGCAUAACAGAGAAAAAAGGAAGAUGCAUUGGAAAUCGAGGUAGUAUAGCAAUAUUUGCGGCUCUUACAUUCACUAACCUUUUGAUGCUUAUUACCUUUAUCAAAAUCUUUGCAAGGCGGGGGAAAUUUAAAAAUGUUGGUAGCGCAGAGUACUCUGAUUCAAAUGGCCAGUUCAUGUUCCGGUUUGAUCUCCGUAUGAUCUUAAUGGCAACCGAUGACUUCUCUUCUGAAAACACGCUUGGCCAAGGUGGAUUUGGUACUGUCUAUAAGGGGACCUUCCCAAACGGCCAAGAGGUAGCGGUAAAGAGAUUAUCAAAAGGUUCAGGACAAGGAGAUAUAGAGUUUAAGAAUGAGGUUUCACUCUUGACAAGACUCCAACAUAAGAAUCUGGUUAAGCUUCUUGGAUUCUGUAAUGAGGGAGAUGAAGUCAUUCUCGUCUACGAGUUUGUCCCCAACGCAAGUCUUGACAACUUUAUAUUCGAUGAGGAGAAGCGUUCACUUCUUACAUGGGAGUUGAGAUAUAAAAUUAUAGAAGGCAUAGCUCGAGGUCUUGUUUAUCUUCAUGAAGAUUCUCAGCUGAAGAUUAUUCACCGUGACUUGAAGGCGGGCAACAUACUUUUAAAUGCUGAGAUGAACCCUAAAAUAGCAGAUUUUGGGACAGCGAGGUUGUUCGACCAUGACGUGACCCGAGCUGAAACUAAACGAAUAGCUGGAACCUGUGGAUAUAUGGCUCCUGAGUACCUGAAUCACGGGCAAAUCUCAGCCAAAUCUGACGUUUAUAGCUUCGGCGUCAUGCUUCUAGAGAUGAUAAGUGGCCAAAGAAACAAGAGCUUUGAAGGAGAAGGACUUGCAGCUUUUACAUGGAAGAGAUGGGUUGAAGGAAAGCAUGAGAUUAUAAUUGAUCCUUUCUUGAUAGAGAAUCCAAGAAACGAGAUCAUAAAGUUGAUCCAGAUUGGUUUGUUGUGUGUUCAAGAGAAUGCAGCAAUGAGACCAACAAUGAGCUCUGUGAUAAUUUGGCUUGGCAGUGAUACAAUUAUCAUUCCUUUACCUAAUGCACCUGCUUUCACUGGAAGUCUAUCCCAACCGGAAAUUUGUACAUUAAUGUCAAUGAGUAGCGAUGUCUUCACGGAGUUGGGUUGUCGUUGAGCUGUAAAUCAGUUAAUCAAAAUGUUGUUUCCGAAAGCAAACUAUACAUUGUAUCUUGUGGUCUUGAUCAUGCUCAAGAUCAAGGAACCUUUCAUUUUAUCUUG
Molecule: messenger RNA, 2144 nt
Organism: Capsella rubella
Lineage: Eukaryota; Viridiplantae; Streptophyta; Magnoliopsida; Brassicales; Brassicaceae
Product: cysteine-rich receptor-like protein kinase 40
Exons: 7
Coding region: 82-2040 (652 amino acids)
Biological process (GO): protein phosphorylation
Molecular function (GO): protein kinase activity; ATP binding
Source: RefSeq, a predicted model, not a curated record